GAGGAAAAUGGCCCAAACUACUGCACGAGCAACAUCCAUCUGUGAUGAGGACUCCUCUGAAAGCAGAAUGGUGGUUACAUUCCUCAUGUCAGCACUUGACUCAAUGUGUAAAGAACUUGCCAAGUCCAAGGCAGAAGUUGCCUGUGUUGCUGUGUAUGAAACAGAUGUGUUUGUUGUUGGAACUGAGAGAGGAAGAGCUUUUGUCAAUUCUAGGAAGGAUUUUCAGAAGGAUUUUGUAAAAUACU
Molecule: messenger RNA, 245 nt
Organism: Antrostomus carolinensis (chuck-will's-widow)
Lineage: Eukaryota; Metazoa; Chordata; Aves; Caprimulgiformes; Caprimulgidae
Product: general transcription factor II-I-like
Exons: 2
Cellular component (GO): nucleus
Source: RefSeq, a predicted model, not a curated record